UUGGCAUAUCCCUCCAACUCGCUCGGAGCGUUGGCUGACUGAACGACGCUGUGAUCUCCCUACACAUAGCUUAUCCUCCAUCCACCGUGGAUAUACUCUCGUCGGGUCGCAUCUCUUCAGCUCCGUUAAAGGUCUAUCCGCACUUUCUCUGUCAUUAAAUUAUUUUUUGAAGUCUGAGAAAGGGAUAGAAAUAUUAUGUUAGUGAGCGUUGUUUUAGCAAGACUGUUAAUUCUUGAUUCGCAACCCUAGACGGUAUCUCUGACGCGAGAACGGUAAUCUGUCGCUUCAUUAAAAAGAAAUUACCGCAAACCUGUCGUCGCGGACAUGAGCAAAAUACGCCUUCUUGUGUGUUAAUAAAUUAUGCGUUUUGAUAUUUUCAGCACAGGUAACUUUUGCGGUGUGCUGGCGCUAUUUCGUGCCAUGCAAAACAAGAGAUGAUUCCUUGUGCACCCUGUCGGUAUCGUAUCCCACACUUACUCUCUGGAGAACUUUGGUCCUUUACCGGGGUCUGGAUACCCAUCCUUACGCACCGUAUCUCCAAAAAGUGGACCAAACUUUAGAAUAUAAUAGAACACAGGGAUUUUUUCUUUCUUUUUCCUUUUCCUUUUUUCAGUGAGACGUAUGUCGUUGCGAUAUCUUCCAUGCCACCGACCAUCGUGAUAAAUGGACAAGAAUGUGGCAGACACCAUUUGUGGGGAAACUCAAUAGAGAAUCCGCUGGCAAACCGGGAGGACUGGAUUAAGUUCUUAAAAAUAUACGAGUCGUAUGCAACCCACGCGUCUUUUUCUGUGAGGUGGGUUUUGAGAAGAGCGAAGGAGGGAUGUUGGUCCGAAACAAAUUUCCGUUCAUCUUCGGGUUUUGGCACUUCGUGUUCAGCCAGUUCUUUUUGACAUCAUUUCCUCUUCUAUUUCAGCUUGCUCUGGGAGAGCCACAGAGGUCAUGCUCUCGGACUGUAACGGACACAGUGGGCACCAAGUGCCAGCUGGCGUGCCAGUGUAGGCACUACCCUCCUCUGCCACCCCCACCCCCGCCACCUCCGCCCCCCAGAAUCAUCUUCCCUGUGCCUCCCCCCGUGGAGCCCACAAGGAAGCCCUGGUGGGAUGAGAUGUGGCUGGUGCUCGGGACCGCCAGCUGUGCCUCUGUUGUCUUCCUUCUCCUCACCGCCAUCGUCUGCUACAAGGCCAUAAAGAGGAAACCACUACGGAAGGAGGAGAAUGGUACGAGCCGAGGGGAGUAUGCCAUGAGCUCCCGGACCAAGACCACAACGGUAGAGACCAACAGCACUGGGGUAUAGGGGCUGCCCCAGAAAUGAUCACACCUGGCAAUCCUCUUCAACGUUACUACAGCCACACUCCCUCUCCUUGCUCUUGACAAGGUCACGGAAUGGCAGAGACAAUGACACUGGAAUUUCUUCGGCACUCAAGCCAUGCCUAGAUGCCUAGAGAGAACCAGAGAAUUGUAUAUUUAUUAAUAUAUAUAAAUAUAUAUAUAUGAAUAUAAAAUAGAGCUUAAAGGAAACAGGGGACUUAGACUUUGACAUGCUGGACUAGGCCCCGUUGCGGGACAUCACCUCAAGUUGGCGGGGGGUAGGGGAUGGGGGGGUGUACUGGAUGACAGCUGCCAGCGCAUGGGGCAAAGCUGUCAGUCCGAAUGGCACCUCAGAGAUCCCCCCCCUAACCCUUCCACUCCAGCCGGUGGAGAGUGGCAGCAAAAUAAACGCUGGCGACAAAACAAACGCAUGCACUUUCUAUUAAAUGCAACAACUUCUCAUGGAUCCUACCCUUCUCUUUCUCUCUCGCUCUCUCUCUCUCUCCUUCUCUUUCUCUCUCUCUCUCUCUUUCUCACCCUGUCUCUGCCUCUCUUUGUCUCUCUCUUUACUGUCCUUCUUGUCCAAGGAAAGGAUGGGGGUGGGCAGGAGAUGCUCCUCCACCUUUUGUAAAUUUCCAGGCUCCCGAAAGAGGAAGGGGAUGCAUCAAGCCAUUGUUAUCUGUGGGUGUAUUUUUGACGCACGCUGAUUUAAAAGUCAUCACCACCCGUGGAAUGAGAAUGAUCCAUGUAUGCCAAAUAUAGAAACUUUUUUUUUUUUUUUUUUUUUAAUAACUACAGCUGGAAGAAACAAUGAAUUGUCAAAGAGUGUGGGUUGACUGACUAUGCAAUUUGAAAAGGGAGUGUGACAAGAGAGCUAGACAUGUAUUUUAGUAACUAGCAGACCAGGCUAGCCUCUGAUGUCUGGUCACUGGUUUUGCCCUCAGCUGUGAGACUGAACAGUUAUAUUAGCACUGCUCAGUCUUGGUUUCUUCUUAAGUGCUUCAUAAUGUGUCUAUCACUGGCUGAUUCAUGAUUAAUCCAGUACUGGCUCUGCAUUAGCCUGUAUCAUGUUGGCAGGAGUAACCUCUGAAUUCUUGUCCUCAGCCUACGAAUUGCUAAUGUACACGUAACUUAAGACUGUUAUCUUUGUUUAUUGACUAGAUGUUUCAAAGGUUUAAAUUUACUUCUGAUCCCAAUUUCAAAAGGUCACUUUCUUUGUUUGCUUUGCACCCAGAAAUGGGAAAUGUUAGUUAGUCCUCUCAACAGUCAUCAAACGUUGGUGACUCCCAUAAUCCAGAAGUGUACUAUUCAGAAACCGUCUCAACAUGUCAACUCCCUGUUUGAGCUAGAUAUGCUAAUGAUAUUAGCAGCUAUAUCUGUGUCACAGAGAGGAGUACUGAUCUCAAGCUUUCAUGUAUUAGCUGACUUUGUUUUGAUUUCCUGUAGAGUAUUAGCUCAGUCAAUCCUCUGCUAUUUUGUUUUCUGUAAUCACUUUCUUGCUGGCAUCUUGAAUGGUAGUCCAUCACAGAGGAAGUCACAUUUAAAAUAAGUGUAUGGGGAAACAACUAUAAAACUGCCUAGUCAGUUUCUGUACAGGUACUUUAAGCUGCACCUAAUCAAAUGGACUGUUUCUUUCCUAGAGACCUCAGCUAAGGUUACCUUGUCCAUUUAGGUCCUCCCACAAACCACUAAAUUAGAUGAGCCAUCAUUUGGAACAUCCAUUACUUACUCCCCUCUUUCUCAGAUUCUACUCUAUGUUCAAAUUAGAGAACGCUUGUAGUGGUCAGACAUAAAUAGCCUACAGAUUCUUCUAGAUCUACAUGUUAUGUGUCUUUGUGAUGUCUGGAAAGGAGAGAUCACUUCUUUCAUAUAAUUAGCAUACUCAAAUUUUGGAACCAUCCACGCUCUUUUCAUUGGCAAUAUAAAAAUACUGUGUAUUAUUGACUGUUUUGAGACAUUAUUUUUAACAUGUAAUUUCGGUCUCUUAACUGGUUUCAAAUUAAUACAUUACGCCGUAAUCAUUUUAUAAGAUUGACCAAGGCAUGGAACAGUGAACGUAGUUGGUCAUGUGCUCAGUGUCUUUUAUGUCUUAAAACACAAAUCUUUACAUGAGGUUCAAACUGUGUAUGUCUUCUUAUGUAUUUUUGUUCAUGUUACGAUCACUUGCAAGCAGCCAUUAACACAACACAUAACAAUUGUGUACUAUAAUGUAAAAAGGAGUCUGAUAAAUAUUGCAUGAAUGUAAAUAUUGAUAUGCCUUCUUGCGUGUCCAUCAUAUGUACAUAGUAAAUUUGAUUUAAAGGGAUACAUUAAAGUGAGUGGAUGUGAUGCCAUGGGGGAAUAAAGUUGUUUAUGUGUCUAGAGGAAGCUGUUACUGUAUAUUUGUGUAAUUAACAGUUGUUGAUGAACAAUGUAUGCAUCACAUCUAACAUAUUGUGCAUUGAACUGAUUUAAUUGCAACAUGUUGAUUUUUUUAGUUUCAAAUAAAAUUGUACUAUUCAGUA
Molecule: messenger RNA, 3812 nt
Organism: Alosa alosa (allis shad)
Lineage: Eukaryota; Metazoa; Chordata; Actinopteri; Clupeiformes; Clupeidae
Gene: prima1
Product: proline rich membrane anchor 1
Exons: 4
Coding region: 821-1294 (157 amino acids)
Source: RefSeq, a predicted model, not a curated record